Hippocampus comes (tiger tail seahorse) is the source of this 2580-nucleotide messenger RNA. RefSeq names its product NDRG family member 4 (gene ndrg4). The record is from RefSeq and is a predicted model, not a curated record. The coding region runs from base 105 to 1418 and encodes 437 amino acids. NCBI's taxonomy places the organism in Eukaryota, Metazoa, Chordata, Actinopteri, Syngnathiformes, Syngnathidae. The transcript is spliced from 18 exons.
CUUUCAAUCCUCAGCAGCCUGCGGAAGAUACACUCGACAAGACUAAAAUCACAGAAUCUACCGAUCAGAGAAAAUCCUCGCAACACCACAGGUUACUGCCAAGGAUGGCGGGGAUGAAGGAACAGCAGUUCCCUGAGGAAAAGCCCUUGCUCCCAGAGCAGAGAGGAACCGAUUCGGACAUGCAGGAAAAAGGAGAAGAGGCAUCAGGCGGACAGCCGUGCCCUUCGACCCAUAAGCCCUUCAACAACCCCCCGCCGCACAGUCGUCCUACUCAUCGUUGGCAUGUCAUCGCACGACAUUGGCUCCGCCAGACCCGCCGUCGGACCAGCGGAACUCUUCCAGACAACUGUGAACAGCUGAUGCCAGUCGGCGAUUGGAAGGAACAUGAUGUUGAGACCCCUUAUGGGAUGCUCCAUGUGGUUAUCCGCGGGGCGCCCAAAGGGAACAAGCCUGCUAUCCUUACCUAUCAUGAUGUGGGACUCAACCACAAAUUAUGCUUCAAUUCUUUCUUCAAUAAUGAGGACAUGCAGGAGAUCACCAAGCACUUUGUGGUUUGCCACGUCGACGCUCCGGGGCAGCAGAUUGGAGCGUCACAGUUGCCACAAGGGUACCAGUAUCCCACUAUGGACCAGUUGGCGAGCAUGCUUUCCACUGUGGUGCAGCAUUUUGGAUUCAAGAGUAUCGUUGGGAUUGGAGUCGGAGCUGGAUCGUACAUCCUGGCCAAGUUUGCUCUCAUCUUCCCUGACCUGGUGGAGGGCUUGGUUCUGCUCAACAUUGACCCCAAUGGCAAAGGAUGGAUUGACUGGGCUGCCACAAAGCUGUCAGGACUGACGAGCACCCUGCCAGACACUGUCCUGCCACAUCUUUUCAGUCAGGAGGAGCUGAUGAACAACACAGAGCUGGUGCAGAGCUACCGGCAACAGAUCAACAACACCAUCAACCAGUUCAACCUGCAGCUUUUCUGGAACAUGUACAACAGUCGGAGGGACUUGGAGAUGAACCGCAGUGGGACUGUGCUGAAUGCCAAAACCCUGAAGUGCCCGGUUAUGUUGGUUGUGGGAGACAAUGCCCCUGCUGAGGAAGGAGUGGUUGAGUGCAACUCCAAGCUCGACCCAACCAACACCACCUUCCUAAAGAUGGCUGACUCUGGUGGACUCCCCCAGCUUACACAGCCUGGGAAGCUCACUGAAGCGUUCAAGUAUUUCCUUCAAGGAAUGGGCUACAUCGCUUAUGUGAAGGAUCGGAGGUUGAGUGGAGGGCCAGUGCCUUCCGCCAGUAUGACUCGCCUGGCUCGCUCCAGGACCGCCUCCCUGACAAGCGCCAGUUCCAUGGACGGGUCACGUUCUCGUGCCUGCACCCACUCCGACAGCACCGAGGGAGUUGGCGCAGUCAGCCACACUAUGGAAGUUUCCUGUUGAGGUGUCAGAAAAAGAGGGGAGGAAGGGGUGGAGGGACAGAGAGAGAAGCCAUAGCGGGGAACAGUCAAGGAGAUUGUUUUAGGAAACGAAUUUGAUGGGAUGACGUCAAUAGCCAUGAUCGCUCUCUCUGUCUUUGUCCUCGAGAUCCUUUGUCUGCUAUCUUCUAUCCUCCUAUAUUGUAACAAAUCAGUUAAUGUGCAUUUACAGUCAAAAGUAGACAUGCAUUCAUCAUGGGCAUGAAUGUCACGUUCAUGUUUGCGCCUUUAAUGAUUGAGUUGAAGUUUCCUUUCCUUCUGAUAAGCUGUCCACUGUAGUAACCGCUUUCUCUGAAAGGCUUAAAGAACAUAAAAUGAGUGCACACAGAGUUCAAAUGAUUUAUAGAGGCUCUAACGUAGAUAAUAUAAACAUUCAACUCACUCUACCAAGUAGCGACGAAGGUUCAAGAAGGAAAUUCGAAUGGACAGAGUCAAGCCUUGCUAAUGUGUUUGUAGGAGUCACCAUUCACUGCAACUGGUGGUUUCUCUUUGCCAUUAUUGAGGCAGACCCUCCUACAUUUUUGAAUAUGCCUAAAAGGCAGGUCUGUACCGCCAAACCAAUCCGUUUUAAUGAACUCGUCCAACUCUGCCAAGACGUGUGGUCAAAUACCAAGUCACAAUUAUCCCAGAAGAAUGCGGUUGGCUAUAAAAUGCACCUGGUUGAGGUCAAACUCACAAAGGAACAUUUGACCAAUAUUAGCGAGUUUUAUAUACACUCUACAUACAGUAUUUCAGCCAGUAUGAAAUACUAAGUGAAUCAGAGAAAUUCACAAAUAAAUAAGAAUAUGUGCACUCAUUUCCUGUUUUUAAAUCUCCUCGAAAGGACAGUUCCAAUCAAUCAUUAAAAGCCCCAAAUAAAUGUAUGCCCAUGAUUGAGUGUUUUGAAACUUCUGAACGCAACUUUGCUAUUGCUAUUCCCAACUCCGCCUUCCUUCGUAAUACUUGCCACAAACUCACUCUUGAAUUUGUACUCUUGACUAUCUCAUAGUUGUGUUUGCUAAGUAGACCCCCUUUAUUGGCUCGAGCCCCUUUCAUCACCCCUUGCCCCCGGCACAUACACAAAAACACAUGAACCGUUUGUGUAGCAAUAUUCAGAAAAGAGCUGCUCAAGUCACGAUAUGAAAAAA